UAUUGCAGUCAAACAGCUGAUGGCAGUUAGAAUAUCGUUGUUGAAUUUACCGGCGUUUUAUUUGUUUAUGUUGUGAAAUUAUUAUGCGCCAUGUCUGAUAAUGAGGAGGAAAAAGCAACUGGCGAAGUGGAAAACACAGAUGCCACAGAAGCUACAGCAUUGCCCGAGUCAAACAAUGAGACGCUAACCGAUGAGGAUUUGGCCAAUCUGGUGACAGCCGAAGAGUAUUUGCUGCGCAAAGAUGUCGUGCUGUUGGAGUACGAGAAGCAAAUGUUUCUGGACUUGAUACACCAGGAUGGACUCUUAGUGUGUGCCAAGGGACUGAGCUAUGAGCGUGUGCUAAUCAACAUUUUAAAGGUGUACAGCGAUGCGGGCAAUUUGCUGCUGGUGGUGAACAGUUCCGACUGCGAGGAGCAGUACUACAAGUCACAGCUGGAGGCCAAAUAUGUGCACGAGGUGGCCAACACAGCCACCGAGCGCGAACGCGUUUAUCUCGAAGGCGGCAUUCAAUUCAUUAGCACUCGCAUCCUUGUCGUGGAUCUGCUGAAGCAACGCAUACCCAUUGAGCUGAUCACUGGCAUCAUUGUGCUGCGUGCCCACAACAUCAUCGAGAGCUGCCAAGAGGCGUUCGCCUUGCGUUUGUAUCGUCAGCGCAAUAAGACGGGCUUCAUCAAAGCGUUCUCGAGCAGUCCCGAAUCCUUUACCAUUGGCUAUGCGCACAUCGAGCGCACCAUGCGCAAUUUGUUUGUCAAGCAAUUGUACAUUUGGCCCCGGUUUCAUGCCACCGUCCGUGCAGCACUGCAUCCGUGGCAAACACAAACGAUCGAGCUCCAUGUGCCGUUGACCACAAGAAUCAGCUCGAUACAGACGCACAUUUUGGAUAUUAUGAACUUUUUGGUGCGCGAAAUCAAGCGCAUCAAUCGCACCGUUGACAUGGAGGCCAUCACCGUGGAGAAUUGUGUGACAAAGAAGUUUCACAAGAUUUUGCAGGCGCAACUCGAUUGCAUUUGGCAUCAGCUCAACUCGCAAACGAAACUCAUUGUCGCUGAUCUGAAGAUACUCCGCAGUCUGAUGAUUUCCACCAUGUAUCACGAUGCUGUCAGCGCUUAUGCGUUGAUCAAACGAUAUCGGGGCACCGAGUACGCCAUCAGCAACUCAGGCUGGACGCUGCUCGAUGCCGCCGAGCAGAUCUUCAUGCUCUCCAAGCAACGCGUCUACAAUGGACAGAACGAAUUCGAGCCCGAACCUUGCCCCAAGUGGCAGCCACUGACUGAGCUGCUGACCACUGAGAUCCCUGGAGACAUGCGACGACGACGCGGCGCCGAUCACCUGGAGCCGCCCAAGGUGUUGAUCCUUUGCCAGGACGCACGCACCUGCUACCAGCUGAAGCAGUAUCUGACCCAAGGCGGAGCACGCUUUCUGCUGCAGCAGGCGCUGCGUCACGAGGUGCAGGUGGGCAAGGUGAGCGAGCAAUUUACACGCGACAGUCAAAGCGCAGCGAUGGCCGAAACAGAGACGCAGACAAAGACGAAGACGAAGAUCAAGACGGAGGCAAAGCAGGCGACAAAUGAAUCCAAAUUGGAGGAAACAUCAACGCAAUUCGAUGAGCUGACGCAGUUGCUGCUGAGCAAUGAUGAUGCCGAGGCGCAACAUUUGUUCGAGGAGAGCUACAUGCUGACCAUGACCCAAGGAUUGCCAAGUGCCGCUGAAGCGGAUGUCGAUCCGAAUGCCUCGAUCUUUGAGAUUAUACCCGAGCUGGAGCAAUUCGAUGUCUCGGCUGCUUUGGCCGCACAUCGUCAGCCCUGCAUUUGCCUGCAAACCUUUAAGACGGAACGCGAGGGCGCCAUGGCCCUGGAGCACAUGCUCGAACAGAUGCAGCCACACUAUGUCAUCAUGUACAACACGAAUGUGACGGCGAUUCGCCAGCUGGAGGUCUUUGAGGCGCGUCGUCGUCGUCUGCCCGCCGAUCGCAUGAAGAUCUAUUUCCUCAUUCACGCUCGCACCGUCGAGGAGCAAUCGUACUUGACCAGCUUGAGGCGCGAGAAGUCCGCCUUUGAGCUGAUCAUCGACACCAAGAGCAAAAUGGUGAUACCCGAGUACCAGGAUGGCAAAUCCGAUGAGGCCUUUGUGCUGUACAAGAGCUACGAGCACGAAGAGGACGCGGCGAGUUCUUCGAAUGCCCAAACCCGUCGAGGAGCUGCCACUGGAGCAGCUUUGGCCGUCGCCGCUGUGACGCCCAAAGUGAUUGUGGAUAUGCGAGAAUUUCGGUCCGAUUUACCGUGUUUGAUACACAAACGUGGACUGGAAGUGGUCCCAGUGACCAUCACGAUUGGCGAUUACAUUCUGACGCCCGAUGUGUGCGUCGAACGCAAAUCGAUAUCGGAUUUGAUUGGCUCGUUGAACUCGGGUCGAUUGUACAAUCAAUGCGUGCAGAUGCAGCGAUAUUAUGCGAAACCGAUUCUGUUGAUUGAAUUCGAUCAGAAUCGUCCGUUUCACCUCCAAGGCAAAUUCAUGUUAUCCCAACAGACGACGGCAACGAAUGCGGACAUUAUGCAAAAGUUGCAACUGCUCACGUUGCACUUUCCCCGGCUGCGUCUCAUUUGGUCGCCGUCGCCUUAUGCCACCGCUCAGCUCUUCGAGGAACUGAAGCUGGGCAAAGCCCAACCCGAUGCUCAGACAGCCGCCGCCUUGGGCAGCGAGGAAGCGGCCACCGGAGCCGGUGGAGAGCAAUUGCAAUUCAAUAAUGCAAUUCACGAUUUUCUCCUCCGUCUGCCGGGCAUUCAAACGCGAAAUGUUCACGGACUUUUGCGACGUGGCGGUAGCUUGCGAGAGCUGCUGAAGCGCAGCCAAGCGGAGCUUGCGGAUCUGCUGCAGUCGCAGGAGAGCGGCAAGCUGCUCUGGGACAUCCUCCAUGUGGCGCAUCUGCCCGAGAAGGAUGAAGUCGCCGGCUCCUCGGCGCUGCUGGCGGCGAGCAAACAGUUUGGCAGCGGCUCACACAAUCGCUUUCGCAAAGCGGCGGGCGAAGCGAGACGCGGGAGGCGAUAAAACGCAGUUUGGAUAACUUUGGAUAAACCGUUUAAGCAGUGGUUGGAAAACCAGAUAAGUCAAUAAGUGGAGGAAGGAAAAUUAUAAGGAUAAAUUUAUAUAUCCAGUGUAGAAGAGAAU
Messenger RNA from Drosophila sulfurigaster albostrigata, 3165 nucleotides. It is a transcript of the gene mei-9, whose product is annotated as DNA repair endonuclease XPF. The transcript is spliced from 6 exons. The coding region runs from base 91 to 3045 and encodes 984 amino acids. Gene Ontology annotation, molecular function: single-stranded DNA endonuclease activity; single-stranded DNA binding; damaged DNA binding. Lineage: Eukaryota; Metazoa; Arthropoda; Insecta; Diptera; Drosophilidae. Gene Ontology annotation, cellular component: nucleotide-excision repair factor 1 complex. Gene Ontology annotation, biological process: nucleotide-excision repair involved in interstrand cross-link repair; double-strand break repair via homologous recombination; resolution of meiotic recombination intermediates. The record is from RefSeq and is a predicted model, not a curated record.